Dichotomopilus funicola is the source of this 273-nucleotide messenger RNA. RefSeq lists its product as uncharacterized. NCBI's taxonomy places the organism in Eukaryota, Fungi, Ascomycota, Sordariomycetes, Sordariales, Chaetomiaceae. The coding region runs from base 1 to 273 and encodes 90 amino acids. The record is from RefSeq and is a predicted model, not a curated record. The transcript has 4 exons.
AUGUUUGCCACGCGGUCUCUGCGGAUGUUCCGCCAGACACCUCGCUUGAUGCGGCCGGUGCCGAAGGAGGAACAGUCUGGACACACUAUCUCGCAGCGUCUGCGCCGCCUGAAGAGAAUCCCGCCCGAGCUGUGGCCUCUCGGCAUCGUCGUUGCCUUCGCCGUCGGAGCGGCUGGCUACUCGAGUCUGCGUCACUUCAUGGUCGACGGGACUAUCCGCCUGAAGAGGCAAAACCGCGCGGCCGAUGACCACCAUCAGGGAGAGCACCACUAA